AUGGAUGCGGAGUCGCCGGCACAGAGGGAGGAGCGGCUCAAAGAACUAUGGCACACACUCGACACCAAGCGGUCAGGCAGGCUCGACAUCACCGACCUCAAGGUCGGCCUGGCCAAGAUGAACCACCCCCUCAAAGAUGCAGAUGGCCUCAUCCGCGAUAUGCUCACGGCAUGCGACAUCGAUCACGACGGGCAGAUAACAUAUGACGAGUUCGUGAAAUUCUGCAAUCAGACGGAGAAGGAGCUCUGGGCGGUCUUUCAGACUAUCGAUCGAGACCGCAGUGGCAACCUGGACAAGGCAGAACUCUCACAGGCUUUUGAGCGUGCAGGCGUCACUGUGUCGAACGCUCGUCUGGAUCGCUUCUUCGGCUACAUUGAUAAGAAUCAUGAUGGCAAGAUUGACUUUGCAGAAUGGCGAGACUUCCUACUCUUCAUCCCGACCAACACUCCAGGCAUGAAGCAAAUCUUUUCCUACUACACGGCCGCCGUCAAACUCACUGCCGAGGGUGAUGUGCAUUUGACUCACGAAGCUCUCUCGGGCCUUGGUACGACCUUCCAGUUCCUUAGAUACUCCCUCUUCGGCGCCAUCAUCCAAAUAUAUGAUCCUCCACCACGCACAUCGUCUAGUAUACGCUACCCCACGCACGUCACAAGACCACCCGAACCAGACACUGCACUCUACGACACCGAUCACCCUUUCCACCUCAUCUACGAAGACGACGACCCACACAUCCCCACCAAGCCCGCCCGCCGAAAAGCAGCCCCAGCACCAGAUUCAGCACUUGAGGAAGAAAACUCAGAGGAACUGCAGAGACUCAAGCUGACGGAUCUCGUGCCGAAUCUAGGCUACUUUGCGGCGGGCGGUCUGUCUGGUAUUGUCUCGCGUACCUCUACCGCGCCACUCGAUCGGCUCAAGGUGUACUUGAUCGCGCAGACGGGUAGCGCUUCGCAGGCAAUCCAGGGCGUCAAACAUGGCGCUGCUAUUGAAGCUACUAAGGCUAGCGCCAGCACGCUGUGGAAUGCGUCCAAAGAAUUGUGGGCUGCGGGUGGUCUCCGGAGCUUGUUCGCUGGCAACGGUCUAAACGUUCUGAAGGUUAUGCCCGAGUCCGCUGUCAAGUUCGGCUCCUACGAGGCUAGUAAGCGCGCAGUCGCAAAAUUUGAAGGUCACAACAAUCCGAAGCAAAUCCGCCACACAUCACAAUUCAUCGCCGGUGGUCUUGCCGGCAUGGUCGCACAAGCCGUCGUUUACCCGCUGGACACGCUCAAGUUCCGCACGCAAUGCGAGACCGUCCAAGGUGCACCCAAAGGCAACCAACUCGUCCUCGACACCGCCCGCAAGAUGUGGCGCACCAGCGGCGUCGUGGGCUACUACCGAGGUCUCCCGAUGGGUCUAAUAGGAAUGUUCCCUUAUUCGGCGAUCGACCUCUUCGCCUUCGAGAACCUCAAGCAGAUGGUCGUGAAGCGCAACAUGCGGCUCCGCAACACCAAGCACGAGGAAGACGCGCUGCCGAACAACUUCUCGCUCGCGCUCAUCGGCGCCUUCAGCGGUGCGAUGAGCGCUAGUGUCGUCUAUCCCAUCAAUCUGCUGCGUACUAGGCUGCAGAGUCAGGGGACGACGCAACACCCGCGCAUGUAUACGGGCGUGAUGGACGUAACGCGACAGACGAUCCAGGGCGAAGGCGUCCGAGGAUUGUUCAAGGGAUUGACACCGAAUCUGCUCAAGGUCGUGCCGUCGGUAUCAAUCACCUAUGUCGUUUACGAAAACACGAAGACUGCUCUGCACCUCUCAUAA
Molecule: messenger RNA, 1791 nt
Organism: Saxophila tyrrhenica
Lineage: Eukaryota; Fungi; Ascomycota; Dothideomycetes; Mycosphaerellales; Extremaceae
Exons: 6
Coding region: 1-1791 (596 amino acids)
Biological process (GO): ADP transport; ATP transport; transmembrane transport
Molecular function (GO): calcium ion binding; ATP transmembrane transporter activity
Source: RefSeq, a predicted model, not a curated record